AUAAUGUUUGUACAUAUCGUACUGAACCAUACAAGAAUUAUCUAUCAAUAACAUACAAAUGUUCAGAAUAUAAAAAAUUUCCUGCAUGUUCAUAUCAGUUAAAAGCCACACAACAUGUAGUUGGAACAUACCAGUUAUAUUCCUCAUCAUGUCAUAAUCAUCAACAACGCGCUGAUAGUAAUCGUUUAUUAUCACCUAUUCGUGACAAUAUUCGUCAAAUGACAGAUAAAGGAUUAACAGCUGUACAAAUUAAAAAGAUAAUGAAAGUAUUACAUCCAGAUCUUUUCAUUGAUUCAAAAGUGCUUUGGUAUGAUGCUGUUAUGGGUACUCGACAAAUGCCGCAAGAAAUUGGAAAACGUCAAGGAAAAGGUCGUCCGAAAAAAGUAAAAUAUGCAUUAUCGAGAGACUAA
Molecule: messenger RNA, 410 nt
Organism: Didymodactylos carnosus
Lineage: Eukaryota; Metazoa; Rotifera; Eurotatoria; Philodinida; Philodinidae
Source: the annotation of a GenBank genome assembly